CAAUAACCACUCAAAUCAAUAACUCCAAACCACAUCAACGUAUAAAGUCAAGGAGAUAAGAUAGCAGGAAUAAACACCCAUUUCGAAUUUAGCGGGACUCCUCCUCUUUUAGCAGACAACAAUGGCCGCCACAAGGAGGUUACAGAAGGAGCUGGCGGACAUCCGAAGGUCUGGCAUCAAGUCGUUCCGGGACAUUCAGGUGGAUGAGAGCAACAUACUCACCUGGCAGGGACUCAUUGUGCCGGAGAACCCACCCUACAACAAAGGAGCAUUUAGGAUUGAGGUCAACUUCCCUGCGGAGUACCCAUUCAAACCGCCUAAGAUCAACUUCAAGACCAAGAUAUAUCACCCCAAUGUGGACGAGAAGGGCCAGGUGUGUUUGCCAAUCAUUAGUGCCGAGAACUGGAAGCCGGCCACUAAAACAGAUCAAGUGAUCGAGGCGCUGAUUAACCUGGUGAAUGAGCCUGAACCGGAGCAUCCCUUGCGCGCUGAUCUGGCCGAGGACUACACCAAAGACCGCAAGAAGUUCAUGAAAAAUGCCGAAGAAUUUACCAAGAAGAACUCCGAGAAGAGGCCGGCUGACUAACGUGGCUUGGUAGACUUAGCCUGUGAUCUAGUGUGGCAUUUGUCAGGCAGAUGGUUCCUCUCUAAUGUUCCCCUGUUGGUUUGUCUGCCCUUCUUGCUCUCUAUUUUGUCUAUUUCUUCCCUUGCCACUGUCUUUCUUGAUUGAUCCUUCUAUCUUUUCUACUUUUUCUCCCUCCUCCUUUCUGUCAUCACUGUUUUCUUGUUUUAUUCCUUUCCUUCUCUCUCUCUGUCCUUGUUUUUUGUUUUUUUCCAUUUGUUGAUUCAUAUUCUGCUCCUUCCUCUUGUUCCUCUGUUCCUUUCAUUCAUUUUCUUGUGUUCUGUGUCUUUUGUUCCUCUAUUUGGUAACAUGCAUUCUUCUUCCUCUCUCCUUUCUGUUCACUUAUCUUCUAUUAUAUCACUUCCUCUUCCUCCUUCGUCAUUCCUGCGUCUUGUUCUGUUUUUCCUUUCUCAUUUAGUCUCGUGUCUCACUCAGUUAUCUUUUCCUCCUUUCAAAUAAACCCUAUCUUACUCCUUUAUUCGUUGCUGCAUUUUAUAUAAACCCUUGCAUUUCUUCCAUCUAUCCACCAAUAUCCUCCUCCAGUGUCAUUGUCCACAUCCUGUCUUCCACUCAGCUCCACGUUAUCCAGCUCCUGUAUUCUGUAACCUGUAUUUUGUCUAUCCACACGAUUUACCUCUCUGCUUCGUCUUCUAACAUUUUUAUAAUCCAUAUUUCGUCUUCCACUCAUUUAUAUCUUGUUCUAUUUUUGUUUAUCCCUGUAACGUUUCCUCUGUUUAGGCCACGGUUCACCCAUCUCCCUCCCCCAGUGUGUCUUGUCUUGUCUUCCGUUUGUCCAUGUCUUACCUUCUACUCCUGUCUCUCUAUUGUCUGGUGUCCCAUGCUCCCCCCUGUGCCCCCUGCUCCCUCCUGGCUCCCCCAGCUCAUCCACUUCCCUGUAACCUGUGAUCUGAUGACCCCCAUAUCUAACACAGCAGUGUCAUCUGGUGGUGAGUGAGUGCGCUGUGUAGUUUGUAAUGUUCCCCGCCCCCAGGCACCCCCAGGCACCCUCCCCCACCGGCACCCCACAGACACCCCACAGGCACCCGUCAUGUGAGUGUUGUGAGAGGGUGGUCUGACCAGCAGCCUUGUGUUACACUCUCAGCUGUGUUGUGGUGUCUGUGGGGGAACACAGCUAGGUCAUCUGUAGGUCAGUACUGCCUGGAGUUAUCAUGAUAGGUCACCACAGCUGUCACCACCACCACCACCGCCGCCGCCACCAGCCCCCCAGUGCCCUGCCUCGUGAUCUGCCUGACAAGUGCCCAUGAUAUUUUUGAGAUAUAUUAGCUUCCUAAGUCUUGCUGCUUUUACAGGUAUUUUUGAAGUAAAAUGAUGUGGAACCAAGUUCAUGUGAUUAAAUUAAUGAGAUUCAGAUGUUGUAGUGUACCGGUGGUGACUCCUGGCUGCUCCACUGUUCCCCCCCUCCCCGCUGGGCUCCACCCCCCAACCCCCGCUGCAAGACAAUAAUGCCACCCCUAGCCAUGCUACGUUUUGUCUGGUUUGAGUACAUAUCACUCAGUCACACCACGGAGGGAAUUGGACGCCCGUCAGUCGUGUCAAAUUGGUCCGAACUUCAAACAAUUGUUGCAAGAAUUGGCUGUGACUAUGUUAUAAGUCUGUUGGCCCAGCACCGGCGGGCCGUGAGGAGACACCCCCAGCCCCCAACCACCCCACCGCCACCCCACACCCCGCCACCCCGUGGCAGCCCAGCGUGGGGCGGCCAGGAGUCCCGCCUGCACUCCCCCUACUGGUACGAGCUUCGCCUCAGAGCGACCGACACGUCCCGCAAGUGUUGGCGUGGGGGCGGGAGGCUUGCCGGCCUCCGUCCUUGUUUUGUACUUAAGACUCCCACAGUCUUGUGACUCCCGCUGCCGCUCCCCAGCAGCCACUGCGCGCCGGAGAGCCAGGCGGGAACUGUCUCAAGUUGAGACACACUAAGAAUUGCAACCCCCGCCGGGCCGGGGCGGCGCCGGGGGUGACGUGACCCGCAGGAACACGGUUGGUCUGAUCAGUAUUGUCCUCCGCGAGCCAACAUCGGGACGGCUGCAGUUUUUAUACCUAAUGUUUAUCCAAGGGAAUGCAAGGUGGAGGAAGGGCAGGACCUUGACAAGAAACACUUGCCUUAUACCGUGUGUUUGUUUGUGGCGGCCGGCUCCACUGCCGCUGCUGCUGCUGCCGCUGCCGCUGGGCCUCAAGUGUUGACGUGCUGCCCAGCUUUAGUUUCUUUUUGUUCUGUCAGUCUGAGAAGCUGUGGGUGGGCCAUGCGUGGCGAGGCCGCCGCCCCGCAACCUGCGUGCGUCACUGAUGCACGAACCAAGCCCGGCUUGCCCGGCUGCUGCUGCUGCUGCCGCUGCUGCCGCUGCUGCCACCCUCCCACACCAUAGAUGCAGCAAUAGCAAGGGACAAGAGACACUGGUCAAUUUAUGCCAUUAUAGCAAAACCAACAAAUGUUAUCAGUCGUUAUCAUUGAUGAGUCCAGCUUGACUUGUGUACACAGAUACAUGUAGCAGCACCACCACCAUCACCACCGCCACUACCACUACCACCACCACCAAUACCACCACCACCACGUGAAGCAGGCACGGUGCUUCACCCACACCGGGUAUUGGCCAGUGUCUUGGCCCAGGGUGUCUAGGAUGGCAGUGCAGUGUCUGGCUGUCACCCUCAGUGGGGAGGGAACACUGCCCAAGCCCAGCAAGGGAAGGCUCACAACACCUUGCCGGACACAUUUUACAUCAAGAACCAACCAGACUUAGAGAACAGCACUUGAAAUGCUGCAACUUUCUGGUUUUGAGAAUUUUAAAUUAAGAAACAGCCAGACAGAAGAAAAGGCUGUCUUAAUGUUGGAAAUAUCUGGUCUUGAGAAUUUUAGAUCAAGGAAGAAGUUUGGUGAUGCUUUUCACACUCCCAUGUCUAUUGAGGCCUAAUACCCAUCAUUAUUAUUAUUAUUAUUAUUAUUAUUAUUACUGCCGAGGGACUCAAUAAUAAUAAUAUUUUACAUAGCGAUGUUUGUAGAAUGUGUAAGAAUUGUGAAUGCGAUCAGUAAGCAUGGUCUUGUUAUACCUCUGUCAAUACUCCAGCGCUUCUUGGUAACUAUUGCUCCUCAUUCUUCACCUUCGCUCACUUUUCAUCGACUUCCCCGUAUCAGAAACAAGAGGAAGUCAUCGUGCUACCUGCUUGUGUUGCUCAGGCGUCUGCAUCACCGUCGGCAACACAGAACGCUCCUUAUAUACAACGCAAGGAUCUGUAGACUCAACACUUUGCUGUCUCGUCUCUGCUGAUUUUUUGACAGGUUCAUGUGGAGGUUGCCAGGGUUUUCAAGGGUGUCUUCAUGGUUCCAGUGGUAAUUUUGAUAAGGGUUCUGUGUUUUGGUUACAUAACAGUUUAUUGGGAGUUACUCAGGGUCUUCAAGGGAGUUUUAAGGAUUGUAGUAAUGUUUUGAGUAAUUUUUAAGAAUGUUGGAAGGUACUGGUGGUUUUCAAGUGUUUUCAGAAUGCUAGUGGUGGUUUGAAUACUUUUUAACACAUUGGAAGUUACUUGGGGUAUUCAAGGGUGUUUUUUAGGAUACCAGUGAUAGUUAAGCAAGUAUUACAGGUACUUUUUAACACGCUGUGAAGAGUUACUAGGGAUUUUAAGGGUGUUUUCAAGAUUCUUGUAGUUUAAGAAGCAUUCCUACCUUCACUCCUUUUAACAGGCCUUAAUGGAAGUGUAUAGGGUUUUCAAAGGUGUUUUGAUGAUUCUAGUUUAAGAAGUAUUUCAUAUCUUAACUGCCUCUUAAAGAAUAUUUAAAGUUAUUCGACUUCUCAAGGAUAUUUCUAUGACUAGUAAUAGUUCAAAUAUUCUACACCACUGGCAGGAAGAAACUUGUGAAAACCCAACUAACACUCCACAACAUCAGAAAACAGUCACAGAAAGAGAGCAAGCGUUGACAGAGUGCAGACCCUUUUGUACGGCAGGCAGGUGUGUCCAGGUGAACCACAGGGACUAAUUAGUAGAGGUAUGGCCAGAGGUACCUCCCGUGUGUGCUGUUUUGAGAAGACUUUAUUUUUUUUUCAUAUCACAGUAUGUCAGUGAAGGUUUCUCGGUACCAGUGUGAACAAAUGGUGUCAGUAGCCAGUGUAGAAGAUUGCUGAGUCUUUGUGGAGCAAGAGUGUUUUGUAGAUUUUUUAUUAUAAUUAUUUUAUUUUUUUUUUGAACCAUGUGAUUGUUAUUAUUAUUGUUAUUAUUAUUAUUAUUAUUAUUAUUAUGAUUAUGAUUGUCAUUCUUACUCAGUUGUAUUUCUGUUGCAAGAGAAAUUAGAGGUGCAUAAACUUG
Messenger RNA from Scylla paramamosain (green mud crab), 4933 nucleotides. RefSeq names its product ubiquitin-conjugating enzyme E2 L3 (gene Ubc10). Lineage: Eukaryota; Metazoa; Arthropoda; Malacostraca; Decapoda; Portunidae. The transcript has 5 exons. The coding region runs from base 122 to 586 and encodes 154 amino acids. The record is from RefSeq and is a predicted model, not a curated record.